AUGACUGAGACAACAGCUACGGCAGCAGAGAACUCUGCCACACAAUUGGAAUUUUACCGGAAGGCUUUGAACUUCAACGUCAUUGGGAGGUACGAUCCAAAAAUAAAGCAACUACUUUUCCAUACCCCACAUGCCUCAUUGUACAAAUGGGACUUCAAGAAGGAUGAAUGGAAUAAACUAGAAUAUCAAGGUGUUUUGGCCAUAUAUUUAAGAGACGUUUCACAAAAUACGAAUCUUCUCUCCGUUUCAUCCCAAGAGAUGGACAUGUUUGAUUCACAAAAUGGUAGUAAUAACAUUCAAACAAGCAUCAGUAACAAUAAUAAUAGCAGCACCAGCAGUGGAAAUGGAAAUGGUAAUAAAAACAACGAUUCGUUAGCCGAUAACUGUGGGAAGACUUUGAGCGGAAAGGACAUAUACAACUACGGAUUAAUCAUAUUGAACAGAAUCAACCCCGAUAUUUUUUCAAUGGGUAUAGUCCCUAAUAGUGUUGUCAAUAAGAGGAAAGUGUUCGAUGCCCAAGAAGAUGCAAAGAACCCACUGGAGUGCAUGGGGGUAGAAGUGAAGGAUGAACUGGUUAUUAUCAAGAACUUGAAGCAUGAGGUCUAUGGUAUAUGGAUUCAUACAGUUAACGAUAGACAAAACAUCUAUGAACUAAUCAAAUACCUUUUAGAAAAUGAGCCAAAGGAUUCUUUUGCCUGA
Saccharomyces kudriavzevii IFO 1802 is the source of this 699-nucleotide messenger RNA. RefSeq names its product Dcp1p (gene DCP1). Bases 1 to 699 code for a protein of 232 amino acids. Lineage: Eukaryota; Fungi; Ascomycota; Saccharomycetes; Saccharomycetales; Saccharomycetaceae. Gene Ontology annotation, biological process: deadenylation-dependent decapping of nuclear-transcribed mRNA; deadenylation-independent decapping of nuclear-transcribed mRNA; positive regulation of catalytic activity. The transcript has a single exon. The record is from RefSeq and is a predicted model, not a curated record. Gene Ontology annotation, cellular component: P-body. Gene Ontology annotation, molecular function: enzyme activator activity; mRNA binding.